This is a messenger RNA of Dictyostelium purpureum, 183 nucleotides long. RefSeq lists its product as uncharacterized. The record is from RefSeq and is a predicted model, not a curated record. The coding region runs from base 1 to 183 and encodes 60 amino acids. The transcript has a single exon. NCBI's taxonomy places the organism in Eukaryota, Evosea, Eumycetozoa, Dictyosteliales, Dictyosteliaceae.
AUGAAAAUAGAUUAUCGAUCAAAUAAUCCUAUAAAGACAUAUACACCACUUGACUAUUCAAUAUAUAAAAAUAAAAAAUUAAAUAAUAAUAAUAAUGAUAAUGAUUAUAUACAACCAACCACUGCAAUAAAUAGAGUUAAUAGAUCAGAUGAACAAUUUAGACAAAUUUGUAAGUUUUUUUAA